Molecule: messenger RNA, 1453 nt
Organism: Misgurnus anguillicaudatus (oriental weatherfish)
Lineage: Eukaryota; Metazoa; Chordata; Actinopteri; Cypriniformes; Cobitidae
Source: RefSeq, a predicted model, not a curated record
AUGAAACGAAAGAUGUUUCCAGGAAAAAAGGUAUAUUGCACAUCUUAUGUAAGUGCAUGGAGUAGACUGGGCUUUAUAGUGUGUUUUAGUCAUUUAACAUGUUUUUUUUUAAUUUACUGGAUCCAUUUGUAUUUGCAUGAUAGAGCCGACACAGAAUAUUUCAAGCUAUUUUACAGCUUAACCGAGAUGUGUUUAACAUCAAUUUGCAGUUGCUACCUGAAAACCUGGGUGUGUUUACAAAACAAAGAACUACAAGCUCAUGCAGUUACUUACUAGAUAAUAGCAGAUAAUAUUAGGAAACGUUAAACACUUCAUCAGUAUACAGUAUAAUCCAAAUACAUAACCUCCCUGCAUAACUAUAUCACAAAAUGCUAAUGGGAUGCUCUGUAUUUUCAUCCUGUUACUCACCAAACCUAAACCAUUACAACUAAUUGUUGCCUUGUGGCUUGACGUGAGCGACGUGUUGAAAAUUUAGCUUCAAUGAUUACACCACCAAACAAAGUUCUCACUCCCCAGAGCUUUCCAGCGCCAAAGAUGUUGGGUUGAAGCUAAGAGAAGCUCUGAAACAACAGCUCACCAUCAUCCACGAGAGAGUGGAGGCCAGGAAGAUAGCUAAAAUGGCACUGGCAGAAGUUAGGAGCAUCCUAGCCAAAGAGGAGGAAGAGAGGACCUUGAGCCGAAUAAGGGAGGAGUCGGAAGCCAAGGCAUGGGAGAGGGCCGAGGCGCGGCUUAAAGAGGAAGGAGAGAGAAUAGAGAAGGAAGAUGUGGAAAAGGCCAUGGAAAGGAUUAGGAAAGAGAAAGAAGAAAGGGAGAAAAGGGUAGAAGGAGAAGCAAUAAAGGCCAAGAAAGUGGAAAAAGAGGAGGUGGAGAAGCCAGAAAUGGAGAAGAAAUCUCACACUAAGCCUGUUGAUGUGGAAAAUAAAAAGGUUGAGAAAGAUGGAAAGUUCAAAGAACCCAAGAAGGUUGCAAUUAAAAGGAAACUGUAAUACAUGAGUAAUGUUUUUGUAUUAUUCAAAAUUGUCAGUUCUUUUCCUUUUGUGUAAACGUGUGUUCUUCAGAGAACCACCCUUUAGACCUUUUCACAAGGAGAGACCGCAUAAGUUUAAGAGCGCUUAAGUGACAUGCAGCGAAUUUCUUUAUGGCACAUUUGAUUGGCCAGAGCCAAAACAAGGUGCUGAUCAUUAUGUGGAAUGUCUUUUAAUUGUUUCUUUAUUAGACGGUAUUUGCUCUUAAUAAAUACUAGCUUUAGUAUGAAGAUUUUACCCUCACAGAUCAUUUUCUCUGAUGCUGUUCAUGUAUUAAAAAUAGGUAGUGUUACUUUACUAUCAAGGAGAAUCUUCAUGUGUUGUCAAUAAACUAUUUGAGUCUAUAUUUUGGUUUUCACUGCUUUUAUUGUAUUUCGUUUCUGUGCCAUAAGAACGACAACAAUAAAACCAAACAUUGUUUGCCUUUC